This is a messenger RNA of Dermacentor silvarum, 915 nucleotides long. It is a transcript of the gene DENR, whose product is annotated as density-regulated protein homolog. Lineage: Eukaryota; Metazoa; Arthropoda; Arachnida; Ixodida; Ixodidae. Gene Ontology annotation, molecular function: mRNA binding; translation initiation factor activity. The coding region runs from base 306 to 857 and encodes 183 amino acids. The transcript is spliced from 2 exons. Gene Ontology annotation, biological process: formation of translation preinitiation complex; translation reinitiation. The record is from RefSeq and is a predicted model, not a curated record.
AACAUCAUGUCAAUCAUCAGCGCCAGCGUGUCUAUUAUUCUAUUAUAGCGGCAAGUACGCGAACUGACCAUGGUUGUUAGUCGCCUCCGGUGCCACGCGGAGUACCACGCGAUCCACGCGAUACGCGUUGUUGGUCGGUGCUAGUUGGUAUCGGUAGGCCAGGGUUUUUUCGUGCCGGGUGCAAAAAGCCGGCAUCGUUUGCGGGUUUGCGUGCGGAGGCUGUGCGGAUUACGCCGCACACACGAGGUGCAUCAACACCGUUCAUGUGUUUUUAGAUAAGUGCCGUGCACGGCGAUUACAGAGAAAUGUCUGAAGGAGGCACGCAAGCUUUGCCAACUGGACCAUUGCCCGGUGUUUCGUACCCCAUCGAAGUGAUCUACUGCGGGGAGUGCUCUAUGCCGCUUGAGUAUUGCGAAUACUAUCCGGACUCGCAAAAGUGCAAAGAGUGGCUUCAAAAGAACCUUCCCGAGGAAUUCGAGCGGCGACUAAACCUCAGUGACACACCGCAGACUGGAGCGGGCGGUGAUGAAGAGAAGAAACGACAAAAGCGUGGUGGCAAAGGAAUGGUUAAAGCCAAAAAGAGGGUGGAAAAAGACAAGCGAAUUUGCCUGUCCAGAGCGUCGCGGGGAAAGAAGAAGUUUGUGACUGUGGUGACCGGAUUGAGUACCUUUGAAAUUGACCUAAAGGAUGCAUCAAAAUUCUUCUCCCACAAGUUCUCCUGUGGUUCGUCGGUGACUGGUGAUGAUGAAAUUGUCAUUCAGGGCGAUGUAAAAGAUGAUAUUUUUGAUGUCAUCACUGAAAAGUGGCCAGAAAUUGAUGAAGACCUAAUAGAAGAUCUCGGAGAUCAGUCUCGCUAGGUCUGUACAGAAUAAAAUGGUAUUGCCAAUGCUUCUCUUGCUGGCAAAAAAAAAAUAA